AUGACUGCAGCAGUAACGAGAAUUCUUCGGGUUCAACCCGCAGCACGCUUGGUACGACCAUGCUGUCGCUCAACCAGAUUCAAUCGAGUUCCUCCCUUCGCUCGAUCUCUUACCACCACUACCAAGGGCGACACCCAGAAUGCAACCAACAUUGCCAAAGACAAUCCUCAGUCCGGCUCCGCACAAGAACAGGGAGUUAAAUCUUCUCGAGCGACAGAGGGUGGUAUCCAAGACUCAGCGAGCGUAGCAAAGCCCACGAGCCAAGUCGGUACUGGAGGUGGCCAGGAUGAAGAAGGAUCAGCCCCUGGAACGAAAGACCCAAACAAGCCUGCUGGUCAGAAGAGGGCCGAAGUGCAAAAGGAAGGCAUGAAGCCUUUGGAUGCUGCUGAUAAAUAG
This is a messenger RNA of Exophiala dermatitidis NIH/UT8656, 396 nucleotides long. RefSeq lists its product as uncharacterized. Bases 1 to 396 code for a protein of 131 amino acids. The transcript has 2 exons. The record is from RefSeq and is a predicted model, not a curated record. Lineage: Eukaryota; Fungi; Ascomycota; Eurotiomycetes; Chaetothyriales; Herpotrichiellaceae.